Emericellopsis atlantica is the source of this 1168-nucleotide messenger RNA. RefSeq lists its product as uncharacterized. The record is from RefSeq and is a predicted model, not a curated record. The transcript has 2 exons. Bases 400 to 1047 code for a protein of 215 amino acids. NCBI's taxonomy places the organism in Eukaryota, Fungi, Ascomycota, Sordariomycetes, Hypocreales, Bionectriaceae.
CUUCGUGUUGCAUGUUUGACGAUGUUCUCGAAAAGCAGGCCAGAAGCUAGCGAAGCAGGUGUAGCCUUGCCUUGUCGGCCAGACCAAGCCAGACCGGGCAAGGCUUCCCAAUCAGGGUCCAGGUCCAGGGUUGUCAGGAUGAGCUCGGAUCGGGCCACGGGAGAUGACGUUGGCUUGCACAGCACGUACGUACCUGAGCCUGUGAGGGUGACGGCGGAAUGUGGCACGACUUGCGUCAAUUGCUGCGACUUGAUUAAACUUGGAUACGUACAGGCCCCUUUCCGGGGAUCAGCGGCACCGCCAGGGACCGACCAUUCCAACUGCAACCCUCUUUCUGAAGCGACUGGAGCAAGGCGAGCAAUUGGCAAUGGGCGUCAGACAAAGUGACGUCGGGCUCCAAUGGCUGGCGCUAGUGAAGAGAGGCAGGCAACCAGGCAGGCAGGCAGCCUGUCGCUGCCCGUCUUAGCGUGGGCUCCAGGUCGCCAGGGGGUUCCUUACCUUAAUAGCCUGAUGAGUGAAGGUCCAGAAGAGAAUGGAGGCAUGGGCAAAGAAAAGCUGCAAUCGGCCAGGGAUCUGCCAUAUCAGACUGAGACGGCGCUAUCCAUUCAGUUCUGGAACUGGGCGAGGACCCAACUUCUCGACUCCGUCUCCCCUUGGGCUGGCAUUUCGUCUUCCCUCUCAAAUUGUCUGCGAACUCCCUCGUGUUUCUUCCUACCUACUUUUCCUCCUGUCCACCAGUCGAGUCGAGUCAUUCGUGAACCAUGCUGGACCAGCAGCGCCUCUGAAGUCAUCGCCCGUCGCCCGACUCAUCUACAUCAUCGUCACCUCCACGACCCGAGUCUCUCCCUACCUUACCCUACGACAGUUUCCAGUCGACACCACUCCUUUCACAGAGGCAAGUCUUCAAGCAGUGCUCGUGUUCAGCGGGCUACGUACAUAACCACAACCCCACCGUUGGAUUGGCUCCAUCCGACUGGACUUUCUUUGGGCUGCGCUGGUCCGUGUGGUCCCCUCGUGCAUACGCACUGCUGCAGCGCCAUCGCAUGAGCAGCAGAUCACCAAAAGUAUUCGCCAUCCGAGACAUCGAUUAAGAAAACCCACGAUUUGGGUACUGCCAAGCGCUCUGGGCACCUGUCGAGACAACGUACGCGUGGCGGCUGGUACAAAA